This is a messenger RNA of Cajanus cajan (pigeon pea), 2208 nucleotides long. Its product is annotated as protein NRT1/ PTR FAMILY 1.2. NCBI's taxonomy places the organism in Eukaryota, Viridiplantae, Streptophyta, Magnoliopsida, Fabales, Fabaceae. Gene Ontology annotation, biological process: oligopeptide transport; transmembrane transport. The record is from RefSeq and is a predicted model, not a curated record. Gene Ontology annotation, cellular component: membrane. Gene Ontology annotation, molecular function: transmembrane transporter activity.
CGUCUUUAAUAUUUUAAACUAUACAAAUUUGCAUGUAUUUGUGGUUUCUCUUUUAGAAAUUAUUGGUCAUAGUCCACUCUUGUAGUAUAUAUAUAUUCACACAAUUCUAGUACUGGGUGCCGCAGCACUCACGCAAAAAUAGGUCUCUUUGUCCAAAAUAUUAGGAUUAGCAUGUGCAUGAGGAUUAUUUGUAGUUUUAUCUGCUAUAUUCCUUCUUCGUUUUCUUUCUAAUUAACAACAAGAAGUUAGACAUGGAGAAGGAAAUAGAAGCUGCUUCAGUUCAUGUAGAGAUGACUCAGCAACACAUGAGUUCACAUGUGCAAAAUCGUCGCAAGGGUGGCUUUAUUACCAUGCCUUUCAUUAUAGCAAAUGAGGCACUUGCUAAGCUGGCUAGUGUUGGGCUUAUACCAAACAUGAUAUUGUAUCUGAUAGAAGAUUACAAGCUCCGAGUAUUGAAAGCAACCAAAAUAUUGUUCUUAUGGUUUGCUGCUACCAAUUUUGCUCCUGUGGUCGGUGCUUUUGUGGCUGAUGCUUAUUUGGGUCGCUUCCUAGCCAUUGCUUUAGGUUCAAUUCUCAGUUUUCUGGGAAUGGUAGUGUUGUGGUUAACAGCAAUGAGCCCAAAAGCAAGGCCUCCCCCUUGCAGCCACUCAGCUGAAAACUGCGAAUCUGCAACAUCAGCCCAAAUGGCUAUCUUACUUUCUUGUUUUGCUCUCAUAUCCAUUGGAGGCAGUGGCAUCUCAUGCUCCUUAGCAUUUGGUGCAGACCAACUUAACCGUAACUCCAAACCCAACACUAAGAGCCAGAGGGUCCUUGAGAGCUUCAUAAGUUGCUACAUUGCUUCUCAAGCCAUUGCUGUCGUUUUUUCCUUGACCGGAAUAGUUUACAUCCAAGACCACUUCGGAUGGAAACUCGGUUUUGGGGUUCCGGCAGCACUUAUGUUCUUGUCCACUUUCUUGUUCUUCCUCAUUUCCCCACGUUAUGUCAAGCACAAACCACGCAGCAGCUUGCUCACUGGCUUCGCACAAGUCAUUUUCGUUGCUUACAAGAACAGAAACCUUUCAUUUCCACCUCAGGACUCCUCUGACAUGUAUCACCAUAAGAAGGACUCCACCCUUGUUGCUCCAACUGAUAAACUAAGGUUUCUGAAUAAAGCUUGCAUCAUCAAAGACAGAGAAGAAGACAUAGCCUCUGAUGGGUCAGCCUCAAACAAAUGGAGUCUUUGCACAAUAGAGCAAGUGGAAGAACUAAAGGCCAUCAUCAAAGUCAUUCCCAUUUGGUCAACCGGUAUCAUGGUAGCAGUCAGCACCAGCCAAACAUCACUUUGGCUUCUCCAAGCCAAAACCAUGAACAGACACGUCACUUCAAAGUUCCAAAUUCCCGCAGGUUCUUUCGGAGUAUUCAUGAUGUUUGCAGUGUGUGUAACCGCGGUUGUCUACGACCGUGUCAUCCUCCCUCUAGCUUCAAAAGUGAGAGGAAAACCGGUAACCAUCAGCGCCAAAAAGAGAAUAGGAAUAGGACUUGUUUUCUCGUGUUUGGACUUCAUAGCUUCGGCAGUUGUUGAGGGCAUAAGGAGAAGGAAAGCAAUUAGUGAGGGUUAUAUUAAUAAUCCUAAUGCAGUGUUGGACAUGUCUGCAAUGUGGCUUCUUCCACAUAACAUAUUGUGUGGUAUAGCAGAAGCUUUUAAUACAAUAGGGCAAUCAGAGUUUUAUUACUCCGAGUUCCCAAGCAGCAUGUCAAGCAUUGCUGCGUCCCUAUUUGGGCUUGGAUCUGCUGUGGGAAACUUGGUGGCUUCCCUUAUAGUAAGCAUUGUGGAUAACGUUACUUCAAGAGGUGGAAAAGAAAGUUGGGUUUCGGAUAACAUUAACAAGGGUCGCUAUGAUAAGUAUUAUUGGCUUCUUGCCAUAAUGAGUGUUGUUAAUAUACUGUACUAUUUGGUUUGUAGUUGGGCUUAUGGGCCUAGUGCCGAAGAAGUCUCAAAGAAGGAGGAAGGAGGGAAUACUAAUAGGGUUCAUGAUCAACAAGAUGAGGCAAUGUAAUGUGGCUUCACUUAAUUAGUCAUGUUGCUCUCACUGUAAAAUAAAACCGUUGCUCCCAAAUGAGAGGUGGACUCCAUUUGGACUUGGUCUUUUGUUUAUUUUAUGAUCAGCUACUGAUGUUGCAGAAGUUACAUGCAUAAAUAAAAUAUUGGAUCAAAGACGUUUUUAAUAU